Molecule: messenger RNA, 5715 nt
Organism: Cephus cinctus (wheat stem sawfly)
Lineage: Eukaryota; Metazoa; Arthropoda; Insecta; Hymenoptera; Cephidae
Product: multidrug resistance-associated protein 7
Exons: 16
Coding region: 621-5561 (1646 amino acids)
Biological process (GO): transmembrane transport
Cellular component (GO): membrane
Molecular function (GO): ATP hydrolysis activity; ABC-type transporter activity; ATP binding
Source: RefSeq, a predicted model, not a curated record
GUGGAAUAUACCGUGAUUGGAAUUAAAAAAAGCAACAAUGACCAGAAAGUGGAUCGUGCCUGCUUGAAUCACAAUGAUAAGAAUUUGCAUUUGAAAAUCUCACAGGAGUUACAAAUUAAUUCAGUAAAAAAGUUACGACACAAGCAAAAAAUGACUGUUUUAUAUUCCAUGACUUUUGGGUGAAUUGGUCCAUUUAACUUUAGUUUUUUAAAUCAUCAAUUCUUUAUAUGUCUAACUAAUCAAAAUUUUAUUUCAUUGGUAUCGCAUCGGUUUUUUUGUGUGUAACUUUCCUUUUGAAUCGGAGAUAAAAGGUUGCAGUGCAUUUACGGAUGCCCAUGCGCUGUGUCAGCAGGCUUCUUUGACCCAAACGAUUGCGGGUAAAACCGUCCACGUUACGGUUACAAGCUACAACGUGGUGAGGAUAGGGAAAUGCCUAGACCUGUACACAAGACUGUGCUUUAAACUGUUCUUAUAACCUCACAAAUGUCUCAUCGAAUCUGACAAUCUGCAGUUGAGAGCCGUCCCCAAAGUUUAGAAUAAGUGAUCAGCAUGUAUUGCAAUAUCAAGAAUGUUAUAAAUUUAUUACCAUAGCAAUAGAAUAAAUCUGUUGAAGUAACAACAUGGAUGGAAUUUGGAUUAAUUCUGGCGAUGGAAAUCCAUGGCUAUGGAAUUGGACAGAGCUUUGUGGUACCACGGGAGGUAUAACACCUCUGAAUCCUAAUACGCAUGACUUGGGAGUAUGCUUCGAGCAGUUGUGCCUUCAGAUUCCUGUGCUGAUUUCCAUAGCCAUAAUUUCUGCAUACUAUUGUGGAAAACGCGGUAUGACAUUGACACGAAACCAACAAUCUUUUUAUGCCAUAGACAUACGACUUUUUCUUACUGCCUGCUUGGCUGUGCUUCCUAUAAUCAGGGCAUACAUUAUACUCACCAAUACAAGAACUUUGCCCUCCAUCGGCACUGAAAGUGAUGUGAAAGUUGAAGCGACGACAACAAGCAGUUACAUUGCAUCACCGACAUCCAGUAACAAUGUAGACUUCGUCGCAAAGAUGGAAGAAGUUGCAAAGAAAAUUCCAAAUGGACUAAAUCAAACCGUCAGCAUUGCGAAAAAAAUAUUUUCUAACGCUGACAAUGACGACGUAGCCAGCGUCGCAGCGAGUGUUCUGGAACCGUCGAAAGAGUAUGAUUACAACGGGCUCGUUAUGAGAGUCAAGGACAAAGCAACUUCAGCAAAGCCCAUUGACUAUCUCGUGGCGGGAACGGAAGGACUAGCGUGGGUCGUUCAUUUCUGUUUUGUUUUAAGCCUACGUAAAGGGAGUGGAUUGAAUCCGCGUGGUCCGGUAGCGAUCAGAGCAGUGAUCUUUCUAUUGACAGGCGUGUCAAUACUCUUAUUACGUUCUCACGUAAAUUACAAAACCCCGGAUGACGUAUUACCAAACUUAUCAUUGGGGUUCAGUAUUAGCGUUGUGACGCUUCUAAUAUUGUACGGUAUAACGCUGAUACCGGGCUAUGGCUUGGACGAUAACUCGAGGCCUUCGAGAUAUAAUCAGAUAGGAGAGAGAACGGCCCUAUUGAAUACUCCUGGUUCCUCCUACGUUCGCUUUCUGGAACAGCAGGAUCCGAGCUACCUUGGAACUGCGAUGGAGGAUAUCACGUUGACGUCGAAACUUCUCUUUCAUUGGGUAUCACCGCUCAUGCAGAAGGGCGUAAGAGGAUUGUUAAAUCACUCGGACGACCUUUAUGAUCUGCCAGAACACAUUAGUACCGCGAUGAUAGCUCAUGAGAUCGAUCGACACAUACAGAAUAUGCCAAACUGUCCAAGGAGUGCACUCAAUGGCCGAUCCUUGGAGAAUGUACCGGAAUCUCAGGUUCUAUCCUCCGAGACUACCACAGUAUCGUUGCUCUGGCUUCUUCACAAGUGCUUCAGCUGGCAAUUUUAUUCGAUCGGAAUUCUCAAGUUCAUUGCUGAUUGUUCCGGUUUUAUGGGUCCCGUACUACUGAGCAGGCUAGUCGGUUUUAUAGAGGAUAAGAACGAACCAAUUUUAUACGGAUAUUUGUACGCACUGCUAAUGUUUCUCAGUACCCUAGUCGGUGCGUUUUGCAAUGCUCACUUUACAUUUUGGAUGUCCAUCGUGGGCCUGAAGAUACGUGCCGCCAUCGUGACUCUAGUUUACAGCAAGACUCUGCACUCCACGAGGGUACAGAUAAAUCGGCGCUUUACUUUCGGCGAAAUCAUUAAUUUUAUGAGUACCGACACCGAUAGAGUUGUGAAUAGCUGUCCCAGUUUUCACACGAUGUGGAGUAUACCCCUACAGUUAGUCGUGACGUUGUACCUUCUCUACGAUCAAAUAGGAAUCGCAUUUUUGACCGGCGCUGCUUUUGCCAUUUUUCUUAUUCCUGUGAAUAAGAUUAUCGCCAACAAAAUUGGUAAACUCAGUACGAAACUGAUGAAAUGUAAAGAUCAGAGAGUCCGUUUAACGGGCGAGGUUCUACGGGGUAUUACGACAAUCAAGCUAAACGUGUGGGAGGAGCACUUCCUGCGUAGCAUCCUGAAAUUUAGAGAAAAUGAGAUAAAAUAUUUGAAAAGUCGAAAAUAUCUGGAUGCACUUUGUGUCUAUUUUUGGGCAACUACACCUGUUCUCAUUUCCAUACUAACAUUCUCCACAUACGUCUUUCUUGGCAACAAACUCACAGCCAAGACAGUCUUCACGAGUAUGGCGCUACUCAAUAUGCUAAUCGGACCAUUGAACGCUUUUCCAUGGGUUCUCAAUGGUAUCACUGAGGCUUGGGUUUCCAUUAAGCGCAUUCAAAGAAUAUUGGACUUGCCAGAAGUGCACGUGUCUGAAUAUUAUUCCGAUCCACCGGUCGGCACGGACGUCAUGCUAAAAAAUGCUACAUUUAGCGCCAGUAGCUUUCAUGAAAGUGAGCCUGCGUCGAUAGCACUUUCCGGGCCAAAUGAGAUUAACGUUGAUCCGCCUUCCUGUUCGGAGAGCCGAAGGAGUGUAACGUCAGAGGACGAAGGAACAUUUACAUUGAGAAAUCUCAAUGUAACUGUGAAAAAGGGUCAACUGGUCGGAAUAAUGGGAAAAGUGGGCAGUGGCAAGAGUCUUUUUCUUGAUGCAAUCUUAGCCGAAAUUACAAAAGACAGCGGCAUAAUGGCUAUAGGAAAUCUUGAGAAAGGAUUCGGAUAUGUCAAGCAAACGCCGUGGCUCCAAAGAGGCACCAUUAGAGAUAAUAUUUUAUUUGGAAAGGCAUACGAUCACAAUAAAUACAAACUCAUACUGAAGGCAUGUGCCCUCACUGACGAUCUAAACGCUCUGCCAAAACGCGAUUUGGCUAUUAUAGGUGAGGCCGGAAAUACCCUGAGCGGUGGACAAAAAACAAGGAUAACACUGGCACGUGCAGUUUAUGCCGAUAAGGACAUUUAUUUGCUGGACGAUAUUCUCGCCACUUUGGAUGUUAAAGUAGCACGCCAUGUCUUCCAAAACGUUGUCCUCGGACUCUUGAAAAAUAAGACUAGGAUAAUCUGCACCCAUCAAACACAGUACUUGAUUCAUACUGAUUUGGUUAUCGAGAUGUCAAAAGGCAAAAUUGUUAGGCACGGAAAGCCAAGUGACGUUUUACGAGACUUGGAGGAUUAUUUAUUGUCCACGGAAUCGAUGGAUUCCGAUCUCGUCGUGACGUCAAUGAAAGAUUCAUCGAAGGAGGAGCUUGACGAUCUGAACGAGAGUGAAACGGAUCCUAUGUUUGAGCAGGAAUUCGCUGAGAAGGGGAACGUGCAAUUUAAUGUUUACGCGUGUUACGUCUUCGCCGUCGGUCGUUAUCUCGCUAUAUCGAUCCUGUUAUCUAUGAUACUCAUGCAGAUCUCUCGAAAUAUUACCGAUCUCUGGUUGUCUUAUUGGGUCACUCAUGGUAACAUGUCUGUCAAUUCCACUGACAUGCCCGAUAGCUUGAAACUCGAGUAUUUUCCAAAAGAUCUCAGCGGCGAUAACAUCAAUUAUUAUUUGACCAUUUAUGGCAUUCUCGCGGCGCUCAAUACAUUCUUCACGCUCAUAAGGGCCUUCAUGUUUGCUUAUGGCGGAAUACAGGCUGCUAUUCUGAUGCAUAAGCAACUCUUGAAGACAGUCGUCAGGGCCGCGAACACUUUCUUUGACAUUCAGCCACUUGGUAGAAUCUUAAAUAGGUUCUCGUCAGACACAUACACAAUCGAUGAUUCAUUGCCAUUCAUCGCAAAUAUAUUGUUUGCUCAAUUCCUUGGGCUAGUUGGAUCAAUUGUCAUAACUGCUUACGGUCUACCGUGGAUAUUUUUAAUACUGGCGCCACUGGUGCCUAUAUAUCAUUGGAUCCAGAAUCAUUACAGAUUAACGUCAAGGGAACUGAAACGGCUGUCAAGCAUAGCCCUUUCUCCAGUUUAUACUCAUUUCAAUGAAACCUUGCAAGGACUCUCCAGUAUCAGAGCGUUUCGAGCAGUACCUCGUUUCAAACGUGAGAACGAACUCUUCCUAGAAGCCAGUCAAAAGACCCAAUUCGCUUCAGUGGCUGCAAGCCAGUGGCUCGCCCUGAGACUACAAUUCAUCGGCGUAGCCCUUUUGGCAGGAGUUUGCGUCAUGGCAGUAUUACAACAUCAGUAUGAUAUCGCAAAUCCUGGUCUAAUAGGACUCGCCAUUACGUAUACGUUAUCAGUGACUGUAUUAUUAUCUGGUGUCGUGAACGCAUUUACCGAGACCGAGAGGGAGCUGAUCGCCGUGGAGAGAGUAAAGGAAUAUCUUGAGAAUACUCCUACAGAAUCCACGAGUUCGGGCAACAGUCCACCUUAUGCCUGGCCAAGUCAGGGAGUUAUUGAAUUUAGGGAAGUCGUUCUUAAAUACAGGGAUCACUUGGUGCCUGCCUUAAAGGGAAUAUCAUUCACGACGCGACCUGCCGAAAAAAUUGGAAUUGUAGGUAGAACAGGAGCUGGAAAAAGUUCAAUAUUGGCAUCUCUGUUCCGAAUGACGGAAGUAACUUCCGGCGAAAUACUGAUAGACAGUGUUAAUAUUCAGAAUUUACGACUCAACGCACUAAGGUCCAGACUGACUAUAAUACCUCAGAGUCCAUUUCUCUUUUCGGGAACAGUCCGAGAGAACAUAGAUCCGCUCGAUCAAUAUCCAGAUUCCCAGAUUUACAAGGCUCUUGAAAAAUGUAACGUUCAUAAUCUCGUUUAUCGCAUGGGCGGACUCGGUGCUAGUCUAGAAGAAGGCGGGAGUAACCUAAGCGCAGGUCAGAAACAGCUGUUCUGUCUCGUCAGGGCCGUCCUUCACAGUACUAAGAUUUUAUGCAUCGACGAAGCGACUGCCAAUGUCGAUCAAGAAACCGACAAGAGCAUCCAAACGACUAUAAAGUCCUCCUUUAGGAGUGCGACUGUGAUUACUAUUGCACAUAGAAUAAGGACUAUCAUGCACUGCGAUAGAGUAUUGGUAAUGGGCGACGGAAAGAUACUAGAGUUUGACGAGCCGGAUCUUCUUCUUCAAGAUACCAAUUCUUACUUCUACGACCUAGUGAAUCAGGAGUUCUCCGAGAAGGAGUGAUGUGACAUGACGCGUGUAAAGCAUGAUGCGUGUAUUCUUUUUUUUUUUUGUUCGUCUGAAUACCAUUAACUGUACAUAUGACGUUGUCUUCUUUAAACUCAUAUUGCCUCAAAGAGACGUCCACCUAUGGCACGUUUAUAAACAUUGUCCAAAA